Oncorhynchus masou masou (cherry salmon) is the source of this 472-nucleotide messenger RNA. Its product is annotated as calmodulin-regulated spectrin-associated protein 3-like. NCBI's taxonomy places the organism in Eukaryota, Metazoa, Chordata, Actinopteri, Salmoniformes, Salmonidae. The transcript is spliced from 2 exons. Bases 242 to 472 code for a protein of 76 amino acids. Gene Ontology annotation, biological process: cytoplasmic microtubule organization; negative regulation of microtubule depolymerization. Gene Ontology annotation, molecular function: calmodulin binding; microtubule minus-end binding. Gene Ontology annotation, cellular component: microtubule minus-end. The record is from RefSeq and is a predicted model, not a curated record.
UAUCAGGCCGUGGUGACAUAGACGGUCACAGCACAGCAGUCACCGUUAAUUAUUCGCCGCAACACAGCAACAAUUAGGAUUUAAAUCGCUGUUGUUAUAUUUUUAAUUUCUUUCGCCGGCAGCUGACGCUGCUGCGGCAACACCCCGCUUUGUAGAUCGCGUGCACUCCUUCUCCCUCCUCCUUCCUCUCCUCGGCUCUCCAUCCUUCCUUCUCGGAACGGCGGGGUGGACUGGUGGGGCUAUGGAGGAUGCAGGUGAGAUGAGGAAGACAUUCACGGUACCGGAGAUUAAACCGUUGAAUCAGUACGACUUCAACCGGGCCAAGGUGUGCGCCAGCGUCCGGUGGCUACUGGCAAAGUCAUACGGAUCCGCAGAGAAUGUCCCGGUGGAGCUGCGAGAGCCUCUGUACAGAGACAAGUUUGAGCAGGAGCACCUCCAAGCCCUCCGUCUCCCAGCUACUCCUAUCCCCUGA